GACUGCCAUUGCGCAAUGAUGUUUACGUCAAGAAUAGACGUGUAUACUGUCAAUAAACCCCACGGUUCUCGUAUUGCAUGCAAUAUGACCGGAACACAUACGCAGAAGGUUCGUAGACGUCUUCGCCAACGACAACGUCCCUGUUCUGUGAUAGACGUCCGCAGCCAUCCCACGCCGAGACUGAAGCACCACAACGGAACUGCGUUGACCAAGCCGAUGGUCGUCAAGCGACCCUGGCUGGAUGAAGACGUCGCGGAGGACUUGAGUUUGUCUCCGCCACCGUUCACUUUGCCAUCGCCAGUGUCGCCGGCUCUUUCCGAUGGCUGUGUGCCUGAUGUGACUCGUCCGUUUGACUUGAGCUUGAAGCCGAAGAAGCAUGACGAGUAUCCUACAAUCAUACGACCAGUGGUCCUCACGCCUCCUCCGGGUAUUGCCCUGGUCGCCCCAAAAGGAGAACGCAACUCUGCAAGCCCACUGGGCUGGCACAGAUCUCAGUACCUGACGCCACCUCAAGCGUACGCACCUUUGACCCUCUACCCCGUGCCACCGGCAGCCGAUUUCUACGGGCAGCUCAUGACUCCGUCAUUUGUCUCCGCGAACCACCCGCUUACACCUCGAGAGCUGUCAGGGAAGCAGAGCCCACCACAGAAAGACGCUGUUGUUCCAUCUUGGUCGUCCGGUGUAUCAUCGUCGGAUGAGAAGGAGUGGAGCGUCGCUGGUUCCCCAGUUCCGGAGACCGAAAGGAGACGGACAAACAACGAUGUGUCCAGGUACCAGUGCUCUGACUGCAACAAGAGCUACUCCACAUACAGCGGAUUGUCCAAGCAUAAACAGUUUCACUGUGUGACAUCAGCCAAGAAGUCGUUCUCCUGCAAGUACUGCGAGAAAGUGUACAUAUCGCUAGGUGCCCUGAAAAUGCAUAUUCGGACGCACACAUUGCCAUGCAAGUGCAAGCUAUGCGGGAAAGCAUUCUCAAGACCGUGGUUGCUACAAGGCCACAUAAGAACUCAUACCGGAGAGAAGCCUUUCGCGUGCCCUCACUGUAGCCGAGCCUUUGCCGACCGCUCCAAUCUGAGGGCUCACCUCCAGACCCACUCCGACGUGAAGAAGUACAGCUGUAAAUCGUGCAGCAAGACAUUUUCGCGGAUGUCCCUUCUGCUGAAACACGAAGACGGCGGUUGUGCGGCGGCCGUGGGAUCGCACCACUUGUAAACAACGUGCCAUUUCUCAGACUCUAGCUCAAAACACAGACUGUAUUCGCCAUGACGUAGAGACUGAAAGACUUCUAUUCCACGCUUUUAUUAUUUAUAUUUGGUUCAUGUACGCUCUAGUCGCGCAAAGUAUUAUAGCCGAUCUCCUGGCAGAGAGGGCGCCCUCACGCGGUGCAGCUACGUACGCAGGAGAAUGCGUUUGUCUUAUCACACACACGCCGCACACUGUAUUUAUUUAAUUAUAUAUUUCAUUUUCACCCAUCUUACAUAGUUAUCAUAUUGUCGCAGUUUCUUUAUUGCCAAAGACGUUCAUUCACAGCAUAUUUGCGUUUACCCAUGUAGUCACAUAGUUGGUCCCCCACUUUGUUGGUUGUGUAGUGUUUGCUGCUACUUAAAGGUACUUUUCGCCAGUGAACGGUGCUGUCUUUCUACGGCACUAUAUCAGACUUCAAGCAACCAAAUGCGACCGUAUUGGCUGAGAUUCGUUCGCUUUUGUGCCACUUCGUCUCCCGUAUUGUCCCGGAGUCGAGAACCAGAGCUCAACUUUUUUUUUUUUUUUUUUUUGUGACCAAGUUAAAAUACGCAUGCUUUCCAAUCGCAUUGCCAACAACAACGCGAGAAAGUGUCCUUAGGAGAAAUCGCCUUGACAGCGAACUCAUGCAGCGUCUACCAAAGUGCCAUGUUUUUGCUAACUUGUUCACCUGAGAAGUCUACUGUUCCAUUCCUCCUAUAUCGUAGAUUGAAAGAGCAAUUUCAAAUUGUACAUACGGGACAUUUGUUACGAGUUCUUCUAUCCGGUUAGAGCUAGUCAUGUUGUGUUAUCGAACCGUUACCAUUAUGUAGAAAGCCUUCCAUGAGUGCUGGAAUAUUUCCAAGAGGGCCAGUAAUAUAUGUUACACCAUGAAUACAGUUGACGUUCAAUGUACAACGUUCUGUAACGCUGUGAAAAAAGGAAAAAUGACAUUGAUAAUUUAACUUUGUGUUUUUCUUGCUACACGAAUGGUAUUUUGUCGUUCGUACCAUGCAAUAAAAAUCCAUAUGAGACACCUU
This is a messenger RNA of Ornithodoros turicata, 2261 nucleotides long. RefSeq names its product zinc finger protein SNAI2-like. Gene Ontology annotation, molecular function: DNA-binding transcription factor activity, RNA polymerase II-specific; RNA polymerase II cis-regulatory region sequence-specific DNA binding. The transcript is spliced from 4 exons. NCBI's taxonomy places the organism in Eukaryota, Metazoa, Arthropoda, Arachnida, Ixodida, Argasidae. Gene Ontology annotation, biological process: regulation of DNA-templated transcription. The record is from RefSeq and is a predicted model, not a curated record. Bases 16 to 1212 code for a protein of 398 amino acids.